AUGUACAAGGUUUUGGAGCGGAUUAUACUGGACCGACAUAUUAAGCAUCGCGACAAGCAAGCUGGCUUUCGUUCUGGCCGAUCUACGAAUAACCAGGUGUUCAUCAUUACGAUAGUGAUCGAGAUCUGGCCGCGGUAUUCGAAGCUAAUGCAAUUAGCCUUUCUGGACUUUGAAGCCGCUUUCGACUCUCCUCAUAGAGGACGUCCUCUAGACGCGCUCUGCACCGAUGUAACUCGAGGAAAGCUCGUUCGCUUGCUUGGAGACUGGAGUAAGACAGUGGAAGGACCUUUCCUCUUCAACUUCGCCAUCGACGACAUCAUGCGAAGCGAGGAUCAGUGUCGUGCCGACAUCGUUUUAGCACCAUCAUGGUGCCCCUUGACUGAUCUGGAGUACAGCGACGAUGUUGUUAUAUUCGCAGGAAGCACUACGAAACUUCAACAAUGA
Necator americanus (New World hookworm) is the source of this 444-nucleotide messenger RNA. RefSeq lists its product as uncharacterized. The coding region runs from base 1 to 444 and encodes 147 amino acids. The record is from RefSeq and is a predicted model, not a curated record. The transcript has a single exon. NCBI's taxonomy places the organism in Eukaryota, Metazoa, Nematoda, Chromadorea, Rhabditida, Ancylostomatidae.